UUAGAGAAAAAAAAAAUAAACAGGAACCAACAAAAACAAUGCACUAGUCACACCAAAAAUUCACGGUCGUUGACGAAAGUUUCACCUCGCUCUUGAAUGAAAAUUCUAACUAAUCGGCAGGUCCGCGUAUUUAUGUAAUAUGGUGAAGAACAUUAGUUGACAAUAAAUCUGUAAAUUAAGAAUUAAAUGCAUAACAAUUGUAAUAAAUCUACAAUAAAUAACUAGCGUUACAUAAAAGUUUUGGUUGUGUAAACUGGCAGUUACGAAUUGGUGACGUAUGUCAAAAUGUUCACCUCCAAGAUAGUGGUACGUUUUGGGCUUUCAGCUUUGGAGCAACAACAAUUUAUAUUGUUGGCUGCUAAUGGACAACAUGCAGCUAGACGAUUUUAUACACCAAUGCAGUUGUAUGAAAAGAAAGUCGAAGAAAAGCAAUUAAUGCCAGAUAAAGCUCAAAAGAACACCGCUCAACAGUUGGAAGACUUAUAUAAUACACUAAAGGAAUACAAGCCAACGCCAGUCAAAUCAGCUGUACAAAGCGGAGGUUUCUUUGGUAAACUGUUAAGUAAACAGAAACCUAGCGGCAGUGCAGUUCAGUUGCUAAAUACUGCCUCUCCGAAAGGUCUUUACAUUUAUGGCAGUGUGGGCGGUGGCAAAACUACCUUGAUGGACUUGUUCUAUGAUUGUUGUACCAAUAUUGACAAAAAACAGCGAGUCCAUUUUAAUUCCUUUAUGUCCCAGGUGCACGGACGCAUUCAUCAGGUGAAACAAGAACGUGGCCCUAGAGAUCGUGCUUUUAAUACCGAAAAACCUGAACCCUUUGAUCCUACAUUACCAGUAGCUGAAAUGAUUGCUGCAGAAUCUUGGUUGAUUUGUUUCGAUGAAUUUCAGGUCACUGACAUUGCUGAUGCCAUGAUUUUGAAGAGUUUAUUUACCCAUCUUUUUAACGAAGGAAUUGUUUGUGUAGCCACUAGCAAUCGCCAUCCAACUGAAUUGUACAAAAAUGGUUUGCAACGCAGCAACUUUCUACCCUUCAUAGACGUUUUGUUAAAUCGUUCCGAUUUGUCGCCAAUGGACAGUGGUGUUGACUAUCGCCGUAUCGCUCAGUCAGGUGAUACAAAUUAUUUUGUAACAACCAAAACCGAUGCUAAAGCUCAAAUGGAACGGAUGUUUAAAAUUUUAUGUUCCCAAGAGAACGACAUCAUUAGACCUCGUACCAUUACACACUUUGGACGCGAUUUAACAUUUCAACGUACAUGUGGUCAAGUUUUAGACAGCAAUUUCGAAGAACUAUGCGAUCGUCCUUUGGGUGGCAGUGAUUAUAUACAAAUAGGGCAAUUCUUUCACACGGUGCUAAUACACAAUGUUCCUCAAUUAACAUUAUUAAUGAAAUCACAAAUGAGACGUUUCAUAACAUUAAUCGAUACACUCUACGAUAAUCGCGUUCGCGUAGUCCUUUCGGCUGAAGUUCCCCUCGAUCAAUUGUUUAAUUUUAGUGAUAAGCCCACAGAUAUUGCCGAUGAUCAACGUAUGUUAAUGGAUGAUUUGAAAUUGGGCGCGCAAGAUACAUCAGCCAGUGUUUUCACAGGCGAGGAAGAAAUGUUUGCUUACGAUCGUACCAUUUCUCGUUUAUACGAAAUGCAAAAGAAAGAAUACUGGGAGCAAUGGGCCAAACAUCGUUAGAACUACUAUUUGAAUAGUAUGCAAAUUUAUGUUUAGCUUUCAUCGGGUCACAAAUUAUGUUAGUACUUAAAGAAUUAAUAAUAACAACAACAAAAAUAGUAUAAAUAUUUAAAAAAUGUGUAUGUUUUCAAACAUUUUAUUUUUAUAUGUUCUCUGUUUAGUACAAUAUUAAUUUAAUUUUUAUUGUGUUCCACUGAUUUCCUUUAUUUUAUUUAUAGAAACAAAUUUAAUUUUUAAAAAUAUAAAGCAAUAACAAUAUGUCGUCAGCAA
Molecule: messenger RNA, 1950 nt
Organism: Calliphora vicina (urban bluebottle blowfly)
Lineage: Eukaryota; Metazoa; Arthropoda; Insecta; Diptera; Calliphoridae
Product: putative ATPase N2B
Exons: 5
Coding region: 286-1680 (464 amino acids)
Cellular component (GO): cytoplasm; mitochondrion
Molecular function (GO): ATP binding; ATP hydrolysis activity
Source: RefSeq, a predicted model, not a curated record